Molecule: messenger RNA, 2940 nt
Organism: Besnoitia besnoiti
Lineage: Eukaryota; Apicomplexa; Conoidasida; Eucoccidiorida; Sarcocystidae
Exons: 6
Coding region: 1-2940 (979 amino acids)
Source: RefSeq, a predicted model, not a curated record
AUGCGUGGCGAAUCGCCAGGGGAGACUCUUGUGAGGGCGGGAGACGAAGCGCGGCGGGUGCAGGAAUGGGGCAUCGCGGAGCGCUUCUACUCUGCCGCCUCGGCGAAAGUCCGCGGGAGAGGAGAGAAGGCCUCCAUCUAUGCCAGGAAAGCGGCGCUGCUGCUGGACGCGUCGAGCGACCCCGAACUCCUGGCGGCGGUCGAGCGCCGGCUCCACCUCCUGCCCUUCCGCCGCGGCGCCGUGCCCUCCUUCUCGUCGCAGCCCUCGCGCUCUUAUCUGCCUCAAGCACUCGAAGGGACUGCAGCUUUCCCCUCCUCGCCCGCCACCCAGCCCAGAUUUCGGGAAGAUGGCGAUGAAGCUGCGCCGUUAAGUCGAAAUGCUCGCGGCGCCCAGUCGGAGGGUGCGCCGGCGGAGGCGCGGGGCAAUCGAGGCCGCCGCCCUGGCGACGGGCUAGAGACACGGGGCGCCGCUAGGCUCAGUCAUCCGUGUAGCAGAGGAGACGUGUGUGCGCGUGUGUUAGAGCCUCUGCAGGCGAGGCAGAAGAUGGAGGCCGAGGCCACAGGGGGGACGCGAGCUGCGGAUCUGGCUCCGCCCGCCCUGAGCCCCCAUGACCGCGGUCGCAGGCCGCCGGCGGGCACGGGCGGUCGGGGGACACGGCGCCCGGAGGCCCUCUGGCUAUCUGAGGCGCUCAACGCGCGACAAAAGACCAGGGGCUGGUUUGGAGAAGGCGAACUUGCCCUCGUCGAACAGGCGCGCGCGCACGCCGCCAGAGCUCUGAGGCUCAAUCCCAGAAGUUUUCUUUCCCUAUACACGGCGGCCCUGGCAGACGUCCUGGCGCAUCGCUGGAGGUCGGCUUCGGUUCUCACCGCCGCCGCGCUUGGCGUUCUGACGCAGAGGGGGUUCUACAGCCCCGCGCGACUUUCGUCACGCUUUCGCUGGCGUCUCUUCCACCCGCCAGGAACCUCUGCGGCUGCGGUCUUGUCCUCGUCGGCCCCUCUGUCCUCUCCUGUGUUUUCGCCUUGCUUCCGUGCUACGAGCGCCGCUUCACCCACUUCUGCAGGUCUGUGUCUUUCGUUUGGCGCGCUCCGGAGGGCCCUGAAUCAGCGAGAAAGAACUAAAAGAGCGAUAAAUAUCUCUGCUAUGCCGCGGCCACUGUGUCGUGGGGCUGCCCAUAGCCCAUCGGCGCAUCGGAAGACUCCUUUGGGCGGCGGAAAUGAAGACGAAGAGCCGCCCCGUAGGGCUUCGCGGGGGGCUGCCGAAGACGGUCUGCGGGAGGUCCCUGCUCGCGCCGGCAGGGCGCAGGCGGCAGGUGGAUCUCAAAGCGUGCCGGCACCGCGUGCACUUCCCUCGUCUGACCCUAUUCGCUGGAGCCUGCGGCGGUUCUACAGGCAUCUCCCGAGAAACUGUGAUGACGCCGCGUCAUCGUUGCUAUAUCACAGUUGCUUCCGGAGAACCAGCUCUGAGAUCAGGUUCAUGAGACGAGAGCCGGCCAACUUCCAAAUGUAUGUGGAGCUAAAACUGCUGCAGAUGCGGAGUAGCCUUCUCGCUGGACAGCCACUCGAGUGCCUCCGCAGCCUCUGCGGACUCCUAGCGACGGUGGCAGAAGCCGAAGCGACGCCGGGGUGCUCGCACGCCUUAUCUGCGGUUGACGUGGGAAGAGCGGCUGAAGAAGGACUUCUGCUUGGCGCGAAGGCGAUGUGCACGUUGCUCACCGAGAUGCUGAAGAUAGUGCAGCGCGAGCAGGAGAGCGACUCCAAGGUAACGGCGAGCCACAAUGGCUUUCUACUGCUGGAUUGGCCGCUUUUAGAGCACAUCCAGGCGAGUCUCCAACGUAAUCAAGAGACGCCAGCUGGCGAGGCUCUCGGCGAGGAGUCGGUGGCGGGUGCAGGCCGUCAGAGUGCCGGGCGAACGAGCCUGGGUCUGGGCCUUGCCACCUCUGUGUCUCCACGCGCGUCCUCUGCGCUUCCGCCUGGAGCCGCCCGCUUCCCGGCGGGCUCCACAGAGCAGGCAGAGGCGUUGACGCCAACGUGGAGAGACACACAAGCUGCGACAGACGCAGCGGCUUUGCUCGUUCGCAGCCUUGGCCAGGCACCAUUCGAGGCGGCCCCAUGCGCAGCCAGCAUCGAGUUGCUGAAGGCCCUGCUGCAUUGGAGCUUAGAGGCGCUUCGCGCGUGCUUCCGCAGCGCCUCUGAACGCGCAGACUACGACCGGAUGGCCGCGGCGGCGGCGUGGAGGGCUCGGUGCUUCCUCCAGUGCAGGAUGUGGGAAGAAGCGGUCCGCGAGAGCACUCAGGCCCUGGCAGUUGAUCUCUGGACUCCAGCUGAAGUCUUUUGCACGCCGCCUCCGGGUGACCUGUCUUUGCGGCCAGCAGGAGCAGGCUCGUGCGCGUCAGAGUUUCAAGCUGGACGGCCUCUGCUCAGCUUGUUUAGCCCCGUACACGUCCGCGCUGUCGCCCACUUCAUGGCGGGGCGUGCGGAAGCGUCAGCCGCGGACUUCCUGUUGGCGCGCUCCCUCACAGGGGCGCGUGGCCCCUCAGUGGGACACGGAGGGGAGCGGGAGACCCACGACGGGCCGCACGGGCCGCUGUGCCCCUCCGAGGACAGUACCCCUGAUACGUCUGGAGGCCCCGAGGAAUCAGGGAAAAAAUGCCAGCGUGGAGACCCUCACAAGGACGAGGAGGCAGCGCCCAACGCCCGAGGAUCCCCCCAGCGGCUACACGACGCCUCCUCAAGCCACAGAGGCUCGAUGACGGAAGCUGCACGGAUGCACGCCAGCGCCGACCGCGAAGGAGACCGUGGAAGCGAUUUGCAAACACACUUACAGAAGAAAACGCUUUUUAAUCCUCGCGAGCCAGCACAUCGGUGGGGGCGGACACCCGCGGAGAAAGCCCGCCUGAAACGCCGAAUGGAGAACCGCAGUCGAUUUCUUUUUGACUUUUAG